Molecule: messenger RNA, 1371 nt
Organism: Penicillium maclennaniae
Lineage: Eukaryota; Fungi; Ascomycota; Eurotiomycetes; Eurotiales; Aspergillaceae
Product: putative mitochondrial carrier protein
Exons: 2
Coding region: 1-1371 (456 amino acids)
Biological process (GO): mitochondrial transmembrane transport
Source: RefSeq, a predicted model, not a curated record
AUGACGACCGGGCUGGAUUUUCCUACUUCGAGCAACGCAGGCGCUCCAAGUAGCGCAUUCGGGGCCGAGAUCGACUCCUCGGAAGCGUCAUGGACGUCACAUUUCGACGACCUUGAAUCAGUGGCAACCAUGACGGCCACAUCAGGAACGGGCUCAGACCCCAUUAUUGCCUCUCCUGCACCGACCGACAACAUCUCUGUUGGGCAGCGGAUGAUUUCUGCGACAGCAGGGAACAUUCUGACGGGGCUGUUAGUCACACCGCUGGAUGUCGUUCGAGUUCGUCUGCAAUCACAAUCCCAAUUCAACAAGCUCUCUCCAUAUACCUCUCACACCACUCGGACUCUGAAGAACCUUCCUCCGAAUAUCGGGAUCACAGCUUGCUGUCGCGAAGUAUUUUGGGUCGGAGAUAAUGCGCAGAUGUGCAUGUUGGGUCCUAAUGCUACAGCGAUUGGGUCACAGGCACACGCAGGGUUCGACUGUGCUGUUGAAGAAUCGCAGCGACGAACAUUCACAUCGACUUUUGACGGAUUAAGAAAGAUUGCUAGGAAUGAAGGAUUCCUGACAUUAUGGCGAGGUCUCAGCCCAACUCUCAUGAUGGGCAUCCCAGCCAAUAUCAUCUAUUUUGCUGGCUACGAUUGGCUGCGCACAGAUGACCGAAGCCCGAUAAAAAUGGCCGUGUCGGAUGUCUGGGCGCCGUUCGUGGCAGGCGCAAUAGCACGGACGGCCGCCGCAUCGGCAACCAGUCCCGUCGAGAUGUUCAGAACGCGUCUCCAGGCCACGCCCGGGACAGGUGCCGGUCACUUCAAGGCGACCUUGGAGGGACUUUACCAAAUGACCCAGGCGAGAGGGUACGCCUCGCUCUGGCGCGGAUUGUCGCUCACUAUGUGGCGUGACGUACCCUUUUCGGGCCUCUACUGGUGGGGCUAUGAAGAGGUGAAGAAGGUUCUUGAGUCGGCGCAAAAGAAUGCCUCGCAUCUUUAUGGCUGCGAGCCGGAGACUCCCUCGAGCGCUACGGCAUUCCUUGAUAGCUUCAUUGCCGGCGCGAGUUCGGGCGCAGUCGCUGCAUUUGUGACCACCCCGUUUGACGUGGGUAAAACCCGACAACAAGUAUUUCGGCACAUGGACGACCAAGUCCCCGCUACGUCACCGCGUGCCCCGGUAUCCCCCAAAGCUGUCGUUCCCGAGCAGUUUCCUCUCCCGAAAUUCCUUCUUCAUAUCUUCCGCGAAGAAGGGAUGAACGGUCUCUUCCGCGGCUGGACAGCUCGCUGCCUAAAGGUUGCGCCCGCCUGCGCCAUCAUGAUCUCCACUUAUGAACUCGGGAAGCGUAUGGCGCGGGAGGUAAACGAACGACGACACUUGGAGAACUCCUAA